Messenger RNA from Clarias gariepinus (North African catfish), 1203 nucleotides. Its product is annotated as fibrinogen-like protein 1. Lineage: Eukaryota; Metazoa; Chordata; Actinopteri; Siluriformes; Clariidae. Gene Ontology annotation, biological process: angiogenesis; Tie signaling pathway. The record is from RefSeq and is a predicted model, not a curated record. The coding region runs from base 10 to 798 and encodes 262 amino acids. The transcript has 5 exons. Gene Ontology annotation, molecular function: receptor tyrosine kinase binding.
GCAAGGACGAUGAUAAUUGGCUGUGCCAGACUGCUCUUAAUAACAUUCAUCAUGGUCACUUCUAUGGUGACAGGGGUAUCAUGGAUUGUGCAAGGGACUGACUGCACACAAAUAAAAACAACUUCCCCAGAUGCAAAGAGUGGCAUUUAUACCAUUUAUCCAUCUGGAUUAAAAAAAUCUAUCAAGGUUUACUGUGUGAUGCGAGAGGAUGGAGGAUGGACUGUUAUCCAGAGGAGGUCUGGUAAAAAGGUUUCCUUUGACAGAGACUGGGAAUUAUAUAAGUUUGGAUUCGGAAAUAUUCAGAAAGAUCACUGGCUGGGCCUGACCAAGAUAUGGGCUCUAACCACAUGGGAGGGUCAUAAAUCAACUCUCAGAGUAGACUUGUGGGACUUUGAAGGAGGUUCUGCCUAUGCUAAUUAUGAAGAUUUUUGGAUUGGUGGUGAGAAAACAGCCUAUAAGCUGCAUGUUGGAAAAUACAGUGGCACUGCAGGUGAUGCUAUCCGUGGGGGAUAUGCUGGCAUUGACCAAAAUGGGUAUGGUUUCAGUACACAUGACCGUGACAAUGAUGGCUGCUCCCCGUGUAUUUUCGGGGAUAUUGCGGUUAAUGAAUGCACUCGUGAAAAGGGUGGAGGAUGGUGGUUCAGCAGCUGUGGCUCAGCUGAACUGAAUGGAGAAUGGCACUCUGGGGAAAAUAAUCGCGGACGGGCUUCUGGCCUCCACUGGCUCACCUGGAGAGGCCCUAGGCCCUACUCAGCUAAGGCAACACGCAUGAUGGUCAAGACCAUUAAGCAAUCUUAGGUUUCUGCAUCUUAAACAAGCAGCAAAAUGACACACGAUACUUACAAUAUAUUCCAGUUUCACUAGUCUAUUUAUUUUUACUUUGCUUAAGUGUUCUCCAGUUUCCUCAUCCUGUCCACUAAUACACACGUAGGCUAACAGGCUACACAAAAGUAUAAAUGGACCACAACUUCAUCCGGCGAUCUCCCACCUUAUGUGCAGUUUUACCAGGAUGGGCUUUAUAUCCAUCAUAACCAGAAUAAGCAGGACUGAGGACAUGUUUACUCCCAGAGCACUUUAUUAGGAAUAGCUGUAGACCUGUUCAUUUUGCAGGUAUCCAAUCAACCAAUCAUGUUGGAGUAAUGCGAUAUGUUACAUUAUGUAGAUACAGGCCAGCAGCAUGAGGUUAUAUUUAUAACAACCAGA